AUGUCUGCAACACAGCUCUUAAACCCCAAAGCGGACUCCCGACGCCGAGGCGAGGCCCUACGGAUCAACAUCAACGCAGGCGAAGGACUACAAGAUGUGCUGAAAUCAAACUUGGGUCCUUCGGGCACACUCAAGAUGCUGGUCGACGGAUCCGGGCAGAUCAAACUGACCAAAGACGGAGCGGUAUUGCUGAAAGAGAUGUCGAUACAAAACCCGACAGCAACCCUAAUCGCGCGAGCGGCCACUGCCCAAGACGACAUUACGGGCGAUGGAACGACGUCGGUAGUUCUCAUGAUCGGAGAGCUUCUCAAACAAGCGGACCGGUAUAUUCAAGAAGGCCUGCAUCCGCGGGUGAUCACGGAUGGAUUUGAGAUUGCGAAGAACGAAACACUCAAAUUUUUGGACGAGUUCAAAAUCACCCGUCCUAUAGACCGGGAACUAUUGUUGUCCAUUGCCAGAACAUCAUUAUCGACCAAGAUCAACUCUGCGCUCGCGGAACAACUUACCCCAUCGAUAGUCGACGCCGUGCUGGCGAUUCACCGACCACCUAACAAGCCUGACCUGCAUAUGAUUGAGAUCAUGAAACUGCAACACAAACUCAGUUCCGACACGCAACUCAUCCGCGGUCUUGUUUUGGACCACGGCGCCCGUCAUCCAGACAUGCCGAAACGCGUCGAGAACGCCUACAUUUUGACUCUGAACGUGUCGCUCGAGUACGAGAAGUCGGAAAUCAAUUCGGGAUUCUACUACAGCAGCGCGGAACAGCGGGACAAGCUAGUCGCGUCGGAGCGACGGUUUGUAGACGAGAAGCUCAAGAAGAUCGUGGCACUGAAAAACGAAGUGUGCGGAUCAGAUCCGAAGAAGGGAUUCGUCGUCAUCAACCAGAAAGGAAUUGACCCUUUGUCGCUGGACGUGUUGGUCAAGAACGGCAUUUUGGCCUUGAGGCGUGCCAAGCGCCGCAACAUGGAACGGCUCCAACUCGUGUGUGGCGGUCAGGCACAGAACAGCGUGGACGAUUUGGAUCCUUCCGUGCUGGGCUGGGCAGGGCUAGUGUACGAGCACACAUUGGGAGAGGAGAAAUACACUUUCGUCGAGGAAGUCAAGGACCCGAAAUCCGUGACGCUCCUAAUCAAGGGUCCCAACCAGCAUAGCAUUACGCAGGUCACCGAUGCCGUCCGCGACGGCCUGCGCAGCGUCUACAAUGCCAUUGUGGACGGCUGCGUCGUCCCGGGCGCCGGAUCAUUCCAGAUCGCCGCUGCAGCCCACCUUUCGUCCGAAGCAGUCCGCAAGUCCGUCAAGGGUAAAGCUAAAUGGGGUGUUGCUGCUUUCGCUGAUGCCCUGCUUAUUAUUCCAAAGACCCUUGCUGCCAACAGUGGGCAUGAUAUUCAAGAUGCUCUCGCUGCCUUGCAGGACGAGUAUGCCGAGGGCAAUAUUGCCGGCUUGGAUCUGGUCACUGGAGAACCAAUGGAUCCUGUCCAGGAAGGCGUCUUUGAUAGCUUCCGUGUCUUGCGCAACAGUAUCGCCAGCAGUCAAGGCAUCGCUAGCAAUUUGUUGCUGUGUGACGAGUUGCUCAAGGCCCGUCAGAUGGGAAGGCAACCUGGACCCGGUGCAAUGGAUCAGGAAUAA
Exophiala dermatitidis NIH/UT8656 is the source of this 1626-nucleotide messenger RNA. RefSeq names its product T-complex protein 1 subunit zeta. The record is from RefSeq and is a predicted model, not a curated record. NCBI's taxonomy places the organism in Eukaryota, Fungi, Ascomycota, Eurotiomycetes, Chaetothyriales, Herpotrichiellaceae. Gene Ontology annotation, molecular function: ATP hydrolysis activity; ATP-dependent protein folding chaperone; ATP binding. The transcript is spliced from 2 exons. Gene Ontology annotation, biological process: protein folding. Gene Ontology annotation, cellular component: chaperonin-containing T-complex. The coding region runs from base 1 to 1626 and encodes 541 amino acids.